Metopolophium dirhodum (rose-grain aphid) is the source of this 597-nucleotide messenger RNA. RefSeq lists its product as uncharacterized. Bases 1 to 597 code for a protein of 198 amino acids. The transcript has a single exon. The record is from RefSeq and is a predicted model, not a curated record. NCBI's taxonomy places the organism in Eukaryota, Metazoa, Arthropoda, Insecta, Hemiptera, Aphididae. Gene Ontology annotation, molecular function: protein dimerization activity.
AUGAGUGGUGAACAAGCAUCUGAUUCAACAUUUACUAUACAACAGGAACUUAAAUUGGAGUACAACCAAGUUAUGGACAUUUUAAUUUCACAAAUAUCUUGGCGUUUUGAAGCAUUGUCGAACAUUGCUAACGAUUUUGAAUUUCUUUCUGGGUUCCAUCUUAAUACGUUGUCGAUUGAAGAUCUUAAAAAACACGCUGCUGUUCUAGUUUUAAAAUAUAGUUCAGACCUGAAUAGUGAAUUACUGAAUGAAAUUGAAUGUUUUAAGUAUCAAGGAGAAGCGAUUAUACCUAAUUUAAAAAUGGCAACUUAUUUAGACAUAUUAAAUGGCAUAAAAACAUAUGAACUAAGCUCAGUGUAUCCAAAUUUAGUUAUCGCUUACAGACUAUUACUUACUUUUCCUGUAACUGUUGCAUCUGGGGAAAGAUCAUUCAGUAAACUUAAAUUAAUCAAAACAUAUCUCCGUUCAACCAUGACUCAAGAAAGAUUAUCGAAUCUUGCUAUACUGUCAAUAGAAAAUAAAAUAACACAAACUAUCAAUUUUGAUGAUGUUAUUGAAAAUUUUGCAUCGAUCAAAUCUCGAAAAAUAAGUUUAUGA